Molecule: messenger RNA, 1147 nt
Organism: Pantherophis guttatus
Lineage: Eukaryota; Metazoa; Chordata; Lepidosauria; Squamata; Colubridae
Source: RefSeq, a predicted model, not a curated record
CCAGGCCGCCCGCAGACCCUCUACCGUCAGAAUUUAUGAGGCCACUUGGAGGGCUUUUGUUUCGUGGUGUUCAUCGGUUCCUAUUUCACCUACUUCGGCUUCCAUUAUUCACGUGCUGAUGUUCCUUCAAUCGGGCCUUCGCAAAGGACUUAGACCCAACACGCUACGUCGACAACUGGCCGCCAUUGCUUCCGUCUUGUCCUGCGGUUCGAAGGAUCCCAUUUCUCGUCAUCCAAUCAUCACAACCUUCCUACGGGGAGCUACAAAUCUACGCCCUCCAACCGUUCAUCGGUUUCCAACGUGGAACUUGAAUAAAGUCCUAAAGGCGCUCAUGUCACCUCCCUUCGAGCCUCUUCGAUCCGUCUCACUGCGUUUCCUUUCGUUGAAAGUGGCAUUCUUAGUGGCUAUCACUUCUUCCCGCAGAAUUUCAGAACUGGCAGCAUUAUCUGUCCGGUCGGACCUUUGUAUUUUCCAUGCCGAUAGGGUGGUUCUCCGGCUGGAUCCCGCCUUCGUGCCCAAAGUAAACUCGACCUUUCACAGGGCACAGGAGCUCGUGCUCCCGGACUUUUGCCCUCGCCCUUCCCAUCAACUGGAGAGGGCUUGGCACACGCUGGACGUCCGCCGGGCGUUGAAGAUUUAUAUCACCCGGACGUCCUUACACCGAAAGACGGAGGCUCUGUUUGUUGCCUUUCACCCCUCAGCCCUGGGAGUACGGGUAUCUAGUGUGACUUUAGGUCGUUGGAUCAGAGCCGCUAUCGCCUUAGCUUACCGGCAUUCGAAUUCUCCUCUGCCGCAUCCCAUCACAGCUCAUUCAACGAGGAGCGCCUCAACAUCGGCCGCCUGGUCUACUCAGGCUCCCCUCGAAGAAGUUUGCCGUGCAGCCACAUGGACAACCAUCAGUCCCUUCGUCAGGCAUUACAGAGUGGAUUCAUUUGCUUCCGCUGACGCUGCAUUCGGCAGAAGGGUUCUACAGUCGGUUCACCUUCCUUGAGGACCACCGGACCAUUUUUCUUCCCUCCCUGGUGACAUCUGGCUUUGGAGGACACGGAGCACGAGUCCAUCGCUUCGCCUCAUCGAAGAACUGGGGCUCCUUCGGAGGGCGGAGUUUUGUCUUUGGAAAGUGCUCGGUCAUUGGCUAGACGGGACG